Sycon ciliatum is the source of this 3290-nucleotide messenger RNA. RefSeq names its product vesicle-fusing ATPase 1-like. The transcript has 3 exons. Lineage: Eukaryota; Metazoa; Porifera; Calcarea; Leucosolenida; Sycettidae. Gene Ontology annotation, cellular component: Golgi stack. The record is from RefSeq and is a predicted model, not a curated record. The coding region runs from base 298 to 2568 and encodes 756 amino acids. Gene Ontology annotation, molecular function: ATP binding; ATP hydrolysis activity. Gene Ontology annotation, biological process: SNARE complex disassembly; Golgi to plasma membrane protein transport; intra-Golgi vesicle-mediated transport.
UUGUUGUUUAUCUUUCAAUUCCAAGUACUGUACAAGCAAUGCAGUAGUAGCAGAGCAUGGAGCCGUGGAGGACGAGCCACAAGUUCCACAACACUCUCAAUUUCAAGUAGACUUCCAAAAAAUCUUCUUUUCAUAAUAAUAUUAUGUGUAUUGUAGUAGCAGUAUUUGUGGGGAGAAGGAAUAUGUUGGGAUUCCGAAAUUACCAUAAAUAUUUCAAAUAGUUGACCUUGAUUUCCUCUUCAAUAUCUGCUCCGUCUAAAUAUUUACCAUCCUGUGGAUUCAGUUCUACGUGUGGCCAUGGCACGUCAAUUCAGAGUGGAGAAAGCGCCGUCUGACGCCCUGUCACUGACGAAUCGUGCUAUUUUCCACCCCAAAGAUGUUAAAGAGCGUGAUCAGUAUUUCCUGGUAACGAGCUCUGCUGGCGACUUUGUUCUGACCCCGCAGACGUCCUCUGACGUAAGUCCAGGGUGUGUAGCACUCGGUCUAUAUCAGCGUAAAUGGGUGAGUGCUGCCCAAGGCGACACGGUUACAGUGAGGUCCUACCAGUUCACAGACGCUACAUGCUAUUUAGAGGUGCUGACGGUACGCGUGGAUCAUGUAGCCCGGACUGCGCAGCGCUCCGGCAAGCAGCUGAACUCUGACCGGAUGACGGCGGAGGUAAGCUCUACGUAUGCCAGCGUUGCUGUAUCUGUUGGACAGCAGCUGCUCUACCGGGCGCAGGACCACCCGAGGCCGCUGUACCUCACCGUUCUCUCCCUCCAGGCUGCCGACCCAUCAGUGCUGACAAAGACCAAGGCAAGCCCCAGUAAGCGAAGCGAUAUAUCAUGCGGUAUAAUCCUGCCCGACACCAACAUACUAUUCGAGGGUGGUGAAGGUGUGACAGUGACUGGUAAACACAUUGCUGGCGCCGCAGUCCAGGGCAGCGUUAUCAGCACCAGCCUGGACUUUGUCAAGAUGGGCAUUGGCGGACUGGACCUGGAAGCAGCCACGCUCUUCCGCCGUGCUUUUGCCUCGCGAGUCUUUCCACCGCAGGUCAUUGAACGACUUGGUGUCAAACAUAUCAAGGGAAUCCUUCUCUAUGGACCGCCAGGAUGCGGAAAGACACUGAUGGCCCGACAAAUUGGCAAGAUGCUCAACGCCAGAGAACCAAAAAUUGUUAAUGGACCUGAGAUCCUCAACAAGUAUGUUGGUGAAUCAGAGGCGAACAUCCGGCGGCUAUUUGCUGAUGCUGAGGAAGAGCAGAAACGUGCCGGUGCGAACAGUGGCCUUCACAUGAUAAUUUUUGAUGAAAUGGACGCCAUCUGCAAGAGGAGAGGUGGCGGCUCUGACAAUACCGGCGUCCACGAUAACGUCGUCACACAGCUCCUGUCCAAGAUGGACGGUGUCAACGAGCUGGACAACAUCCUCGUGAUCGGCAUGACCAACCGCAAGGAUCUCAUCGACCAAGCUCUGCUGCGCCCGGGUAGAUUCGAGGUGCAGAUGGAGAUUGGCCUGCCGAACCGUGACGGGCGCGAGCAGAUUCUCACUAUUCACACUCGUAAGCUCCGCGAUGGUGGAAUGCUUAGUGAUGAUGUUAAUCUCGAGAGCUUCGCCAACAAAACUAUAAACUUCAGCGGUGCCGAGCUGGAGGGCUUGGUGCGAGCAGCCACCGCAACAGCGAUGAAUCGUGUCAUCAAGAAAAGCUCAGACCAGGAGAGCGCUGUGUCGGUCAAUCCUGAAGAGGCGCUAAAGAUGAAAGUUGUCAGCCAGGACUUCCUGUAUGCCUUGGACAAUGAUAUAAAGGCUAUGUUCGGCGUCAACAUGGAACAAAUAAAAUACUAUCGGCAAUGUGGCAUCAUUAAUUGGGGUGCUCCUUUCAGUGAAGCAUACAGUAACUGCAAGCAAGUGAUUGGGAACAUGAUCAGUUCCAGCAGUGAUUCGCUGAUCGACAGUUUCAACUCUCUCUUACUGUUUGGUACCGAGGGAUCUGGUGCAUCGUCACUGGCUGUCGAUCUUGCUUUGGAUGCUGGAUUUACAUUCAUUAAGGUUUGCUCGACGCUGUUCAUCAGUGGCACGACCGAAGUGUCCAAGGUGAAUUCCAUACACGAGAUCUUUGAAGACGCGUACCGCGCUCACAAGAGUUGUGUAAUCAUCGACGGCAUUGAAAACUUGAUUGAGUAUUCACCUAUUGGUAGUCGCUACUCCAGCCACCUGUUGCAAGAAAUUCGUAUCCGUGCUGCUCACCCUCCGCCCAAGGGCCACAAGCUUCUGGUGAUUGGCACCACGUCGCAGAAGGCUCUCAUCGACCAGCUGAAGAUACGCUUCCGUGUGACGCAACCAGUGCCAACGCUCACCGCACCUGAGCACAUUGAGACUGUCCUAUCCGAGUUGUCUCUUAUGGCGCCGGAUGAGAUCAAAGAUGCUGUGGCUGGACUUGCUGCCUUUUCGUACAGCGUAGGCAUCAAGGAACUGAUUAAUGUGGCUGAUGAAGCCCGUGGUAAGCCUAGCUCACAGAGGCGCAUCGAGAAGUUUGUUGAGAUGCUAUGUAGAGACAGGUCCACUGGCGCAACGGAUGAGUUCUUGUACUGAUCGGAUUUCUCAGUGCAGGUAUGUGAAGUUGCCGUGUCUACAUGCGUACUGUGCGAUUUUGUGUUCGCUCAGGCGUGCGUGCGUGCGCGCGCGUGUGUGUGUGUACAUUGCGAAGGUCCUUCUUUUUGCAUGUUUUUGGAUAUGGUGUUUUCGGGUAUGUCGACCCACCAUAUCGCGAUCCUCCUGGAUCUGGUUCACACUAUUGAUAAAGUACUUUGCUGUUGUACGUACAUAAUCUGCUAUGUUUAUUUGUGUAAUUCUUGUAUUCAAAGGGAACGUUGGUUGUUUGUGGGUUUUUUUUAAAAUAUCUCAGUCAAUUUCUGAGAUUGACUCCUGAAAGUGUAUUUUGAACUCUAUUCUCUACCUCUUUGUACAUACCAGUAUCUUGGUACUUGUUGAUUAUUGCUGCGCCCUGCUUGUUUUCCUGCUGCUCAAAGCUUACUUUUAUUCAAUGCUGCCUUUGUAAGUUUUGUACUUUCCUUCCAAAAGUUCUAUUUGUAACCCAUCAUUGUUCAUUUGUAACCCAUUCAUUGUUCUAUUUUUUUUUUUGACAAAUGCUUCCUAGAGAAGAGCAUCCAGUCGCCUUUCACUAUUCUGAUUCUCACCUGUUGUUCGUUUUCUGUCGUCUAGGAUAGAUUGUGCGGAUCAUAGCUACUUCCCCUCCUCCUGCCCUUUCCAUCAUUUUUCUGCAUUUUCGCUUGUGAUAAGUGCCUCUCACUCUC